This is a messenger RNA of Gavia stellata (red-throated loon), 4546 nucleotides long. RefSeq names its product WIZ zinc finger (gene WIZ). Gene Ontology annotation, cellular component: nucleus. The record is from RefSeq and is a predicted model, not a curated record. NCBI's taxonomy places the organism in Eukaryota, Metazoa, Chordata, Aves, Gaviiformes, Gaviidae. Gene Ontology annotation, biological process: regulation of transcription by RNA polymerase II. Gene Ontology annotation, molecular function: DNA-binding transcription factor activity, RNA polymerase II-specific; RNA polymerase II cis-regulatory region sequence-specific DNA binding. The transcript is spliced from 9 exons. Bases 36 to 4016 code for a protein of 1326 amino acids.
ACGGCAUCUACAAACACUUCAAACCAAAUGAACACAUGUCCCUGCAGAUGCAGGUACCACCUCACGGCAGCGGCAAAGGGCUCAGCACCUGUAUGCUCUGCAGCUUCCCGGCCCCCAAUGAGAACAUCCUCAAGGAGCACAUGAAAUACGCCCAUUCCCACAUCUCCUGGGACACAGAGGUAUAUGAGGAUGAUCCCAAUCAACCAGGAACUAGCAGAGAUGCCUACAGCCCUGCCAGGCCAGGCCGGUUUGCAGAGGCGGAUUAUUUCGGCAAAGCAGACCGGCUUCUCCCUCCACCUCACCGAGAAAGCACAUCGCAUUAUGAAGCGGUUCACGGUUUUGCCCUAACUCACCCGAGACUCGAUAAAAGCAACGGGGCUAGUAAAAAGGACUACCAGACAUCAGGGUUUCAUGCCAGGAAAGCAGCUCCGUACGCUGCCCCGCAUAAAAACCUGGGGUUGUCCGGUUUUUCCUCUGCUAAAGCUUAUUCCCAGUUUGCUCUGCAGCAGCUGAAAAAAAAAGCAGCAGCUCAGCACCUUGAAGGAGAAGGCGACGGUCUCAGGAGCCACCCGACGGGGCUGGAAGAGCUCAGGCACAAGUGGAUGUUGGCCAACGACGCUGGGAGCAUGGAAGAGGAGAUCUCCGUAAGCACAGAAGUAGAUUUGAGCGAGAACAGAGGCAUCAAACCCGUCACCAUCCCUCAAGCUGCCUUGGACCUCAAGAGGACCUUCAGAGACACCUUGAAAGCCACGGACUCUUCGAUAGCUUCGGAGGAGCAGCAGCAGCAGUUGCGGAAGAUGGUCCCCAUCGUCCUCCUGGAGGAAGUGAACCUGCACCCCAAGGCGACGAAGCGGCCCCGGGGGAAGCCGUUCAAGAAGAAAACAACGCUCCCUUCCCGGGAAUUCAUGAUGGAAGAGCCCCUUCCCUUGGAUAUGCUCCUACUGGAUUCUCCUCUGGAGGGUCCUCUGGAGCUCGAUGACCUCUUGGACUCCGACUCACCCAUGCUGAAGAACGAGGAGAGGAAGUGUCCCUACUGUCCAGACAGGUUUCACAACGGGAUCGGGCUGGCGAACCACGUGCGGGGCCACCUUAACAGGGUGGGGGUGAGCUACAACGUCCGUCAUUUCAUCUCAGCGGAAGAAGUGAAAGCUAUUGAGCAAAAAUUUUCCUUCCAAAAGAAGAAGAAAAAAGUUGCAAACUUCGACCCGAGUACUUUCAGCCUGAUGCGAUGCGAAUUCUGCGGGGCCGGUUUUGACACGCGAGCGGGUCUCUCCAGCCACGCCAGAGCCCACCUGAGAGACUUUGGUAUUACCAACUGGGAGCUCACCAUCUCACCCAUCAACAUCCUCAAGGAGCUGUUGGCCAACUCAUCGGAGCAUCCGAUGCUGCAAGCGGCGAUGGGAGCGGAGCCCUCGUCCCCCAGCCGAGAAAGGGAAGCUCACGGCUUCGUGCCUCACAAGAGCAUGACUCCCAUGUCCGAGUGCAGCAUUCCACGGUCUCCUCUGUCCCCGUUCCCCCCGUCCUGGGGAGAUGAGUCCCUGCAGUCCUACAGAGACGUCCUGGCUCCGGAAGAGGAAGAACUGGUGGCCAUGGAGGUGGGUUCACCCUCUCUCCCGAAAAAAAGCGCUCCCGCCGGGCAGCUGGAUCAACCCCCCACCAGGAUAGGGACCAAACUGUCUCCUGAGCCACCUGGGAGCAAACCAGAGCCUCAGGACUCCAAAACCCAGAACCUUACGACGUGCGAAGUGUGUGGCGCCUGCUUCGAAACCCGCAAAGGCUUAUCCAGCCAUGCCCGUUCUCACCUACGGCAACUCGGCGUAGCCGAAUCGGAGAGCAGCGGGGCUCCCAUCGAUUUGCUUUACGAACUGAUGAAACAAAAAGGCAAACCCGACGGCAGCCCCAUGUCUCCCACCCUCGGCAAAAAAUCCGGUUCCCCCAAAGACGCCACCGCCGGUUCCCCUCGACCCACGCUCCUGGCGCUCGGCAAGGCCGGCGAUCGCCCGUCGGACGGUCCCAUUAAUAAAGCCAUCAAAUCCCCUCCCGGCUUCUCAAAAAACCUCUCGCAACCGGGAUCCCCCAUCCUUAAGAAGGUGCCGCCUGCUCUUUCGGGGUCCCCGUCUUCGAAAAACCCCGAGGAGAAGAGCUCUAAGCUCUCGCUGAGCCCUCUGCAGAACUCCCCAAAAGCACAGUGGCCGCAGGCGGAUGAGGAAGGACCCCUCAAUUUAACCUCGGGGUCGGAGCCGGUGCGAGACAUCCGCUGCGAGUUUUGCGGCGAAUACUUCGAGAACCGCAAAGGUUUGUCGAGCCACGCUCGAUCUCACCUCCGACAAAUGGGGGUGACCGAGUGGUACGUCAACGGUUCGCCCAUCGACACGCUACGGGAGAUCCUCAAACGGAGAACCCAACCGCGGAGUAGCGCCUCGAAUCCCACCGGUCCCGGGCAAAAAGCCAUGGCCAAGACCCUCUUGGGCAGCAUGGGAUCCUUGGAGCCACGCGGUCCCGGAGAGAUUCACAUCCCCACCCUCACCAAGAAGGUCCAGCAACCCGGCAGCCCCAUGGGGCAAUCUCCUACCUCGUCCCCACCUCCCACCGCCCGGAAGAUGUUUCCAGGCCUUUCUCCUCCCUCCUUGCAGAAGAAACUCAAACAAGAUCAACUGAGGGUGGAAAUCAAGCGGGAGAUGAUGUCGGGAGGACUCCAUGGAGAACCUCACCCGUCCGACCGAGCCUGGUCCCCGCGGGAGGAGAUGUCUCCCUUGAACCUCUCCUCCCGAGCCGACCCGGUGCGAGACAUCCGCUGCGAAUUUUGCGGCGAAUAUUUCGAAAACCGCAAAGGUUUGUCGAGCCACGCUCGAUCUCACCUCCGACAAAUGGGGGUGACCGAGUGGUCGGUCAACGGUUCGCCCAUCGACACGCUACGGGAGAUCCUCAAGAAGAAAUCCAAACCCUGCGUUAUCAAGAAGGAACCGCACACCUCCAGCAUCGAACCCCCUAAAUCUAUCGGGGAGGAAGGGACGGACCCCAAGUCCCCCGGAAAAAUCCUACAGGGCAUGGCUCUGCCUCCCCUGGGCGGGCGGACGGGGAAACCCGGCGCCGGCGGUUCCGCCUUGAACCGGGAGAUCUCCUUGUCGCCUCUCACCAGCAAACCCCAGGGCGGUUUCCUGACGCCGUUGUCUGCCAAACGGCCGUUACAGGACGAUCGGUUGGGUCCUCACGCCGAAGUCAAGCACAAGGCGUACAUCCAGACCGAGCUGCCCUUCAAAACCAAGUCCGUGCACGACAAACCUGCGCACACGUCCAGCGAAGCCUGCUGCGAGCUGUGCGGCCUCUACUUCGAAAACCGCAAAGCCUUGGCCAGCCACGCGCGGGCGCAUCUCCGGCAAUUCGGCGUCACCGAAUGGUGCGUUAACGGUUCGCCCAUCGAGACCCUCAGCGAAUGGAUCCGACAUCGACCCCAAAAAGCCGGCGCUUACCGGAGCUACAUCCAAGGCGGACGACCCUUCACUAAGAAAUUCCGUAACUCUUCCCACGCCCGGGAUCACGACGGCGGCGCUCGACGGAUGCCGCUCAGCCUUCAAGCCGGUGGCGUGACCCUUCUGAGCAAAGGAUUGACGGGAGAUUUGGCUCACGGCGAUGCCGGAAAAAUCCUGGAUGGGGGAAGCAGCGAGUUCGAGCGGAGACAAGCCAGACCCCUGGACGCUCCGCUCCACCGGGAAGAGGAAGGGGCCGAAUUCCAACAGAAAAUGGAGGAGACGCGGCAGCCGCCGCCGCGGAUGAGGCCGGUGCCGUCCCUGGUCCCUCGCCCGCCGCAAACCUCCUUGGUGAAGUUCGUGGGGAACAUCUACACCCUCAAAUGCAGGUUCUGUGAGGUGGAAUUCCAAGGUCCCCUCUCCAUCCAGGAGGAAUGGGUACGGCAUCUCCAGCGACACAUCCUGGAAAUGAAUUUCUCCAAAGCGGAUCCUUUACGGGGCGAAGCUCCCCCCGCAUCCGAACCCCCCGCCCUCGCCGAGGCUCAGUAACGGGAGCCCAAACCCCCGGCUCUCACCGUGACGGAGCCGGCACGGGGAAGCGACCGCGGAUGUCGCCGGAACAUCCUCACCCCCCUCUUCCUGCAUCCACAAUUCCUUAUUUUUUCGGGGAAGGGGGCGGGGAUCGAUCGCUACCUUCACCCCUCCGGAGCUGCUCCCGCCCCGUUCAGGGGGGACAAUCCCGGCCACAAGCACUACAUGGAUCAAGACAACCCUCGGCGAUCCCACGGGAGCCACGCGGCAUUCGGGAUCCGGCACCGGAUCGGGGAGGGAACGACUCGGUGCCGGUCCCACCAUGGGGCAGGGGGGGAAUUUUCCCCCUUCCCUCACUUCCCAAAAUCCUUUUUUUUUUUUUUUAAUUUUUUUUUUUUUAACCCAAAGAACAAACGGUGCCGCCUUUACCGGCGGCAAUUCGGGAUGGAGCCGGGAUGGAGGGGAAUUUCAGGGAGCAGCCGCGUUCCCGGAAAACGCUGUGGAUUUUGUAUAUGACCCUUAGAGUUAAUGUAUAUUCGAUUUUUUUU